Acanthosepion pharaonis is the source of this 1386-nucleotide messenger RNA. Lineage: Eukaryota; Metazoa; Mollusca; Cephalopoda; Sepiida; Sepiidae. The record is from the annotation of a GenBank genome assembly.
AUGGCCAGUGGCGGACGACAAUAUGAUAUUGUUGUGUUUGGAGCCAGUAGUUUCACGGGCCAGUUUAUUGUUGAAGAGCUGGCUAGAGUUGCUGGUGAGGAGCGUAUAAAAUGGGCCAUAGCCGGUCGAAAUAUGGAAAAGCUUCAAGAAGUGCUGAAGAAAGCUACAGAUAAUCUGGCUAAGGAUUAUAAUAAUAUUCCCAUCGUGAUCGCCGAUGCUCUCAACGAAGAGUCAUUGAAUGUGAUGUGUAAACAAACAAAGCUAGUCCUCAAUGUUUGUGGGCCUUUUGCACAUCUCGGGGAAAAUGUGGUCCGUGCCUGUAUCGAAAACAAAACUCAUUAUGUAGAUGUAAGCGGAGAGGUUAUCUUCUUGGAAAAUAUGCAACUGAAAUACAACAGUAUGGCGAAGGAAAACAAAGUGUAUGUAGUCGGUUCAUGUGGUUUCCGGUGCCUCCCUGUGGAAAUGGGUGUAAUGUUUACAUCGCAGAAAUUUGAUGGCGAUCUUAACAGCCUGGAGGCUUACCUUUCUACCAGCGGACCGGUUAAGUAUAACACGUCAACGUUCGAAAGCCAGGUGUACGGCUUCCAGACUAGACACGAGUUGAAGCCUCUAAGAAAGGCCCUCUUCUCUUCAGUUGAAUAUUAUAAACCUCAACAUGUAGUAAAAGCAAAGUCUGGACUUUUUUACGACAAGAACAGUUCAAAAUACUGCAGUUCUUGGCCUGAUGCGUAUAAGUCGGUCUUGUAUCGUUCCCAACGAUUUCUUUAUGAAAAUAACCAGAUCCGACCUAUUCAAUGCGCUUUGUACGUGUGCCAUGACUCUCUCUUGAUUAUAAUAAUUUUCUUGAUUACUGGCUUCAUAAUGAACUUUUUGGCUAACUUUUCUUGGGGAAGAGCCCUUCUGUUGAAAUAUCCUGGCUUUUUCAGUGGUGGUCUCGCUCAAUCUGGAGGUCCAACCGAAAGCCAAAUAAAUAAUUCUGCUUUCUCUGUCAACUUUUAUGGCAAAGGCUAUCCUAGCCGCACUAAGGAAAGUGAACCUCACGAAGACCAACCUGAUAAAGCAAUUACCACCCGUGUUUUGGGACCCGAUCCAGGUUAUCUUACUACGGCUAUUUGUGUUGUACAGGCGGCUCUUGUUGUAUUAAAGGAGAAUGAGAAAAUACCGGAUCAAGGUGGUGUCCUGUCCCCUGCGGCUGCCUUCAGAAAUACCGGCCUUGUUAACCGGCUGACCAAGCGUAACCUCAAGUUUGAAAUUGUCGAUGGAGAAAAAGCUGAAGAUACAACUGCACCAGAUUGUCCUUCUAUAGAAAAGACUACAGCAGGCGCUACCUCGCUUAAAUCUAAAACAUCAGUAACACCCAAAUACAAACUGGACAUUACAGGCUGA